AUGUUUCCUAUAUCAGUCCAUGCCCUCAGGGAAUAUCACGGGCUCCCUGCCCCCCAAGAUAUUCGAGUUCCUACAGCCAGCAAGCUUGCCGCGCUCUGCACCGGGAUACAUCCGCGACACUACAACCUGGGUCUUGCAUAUCCAUCAGAAGCACCUGUAUUCUGGAUCAAGUACGGCCCUUCAAUCACCUGGAAUGAGGUGCCCGCCCAGGUCAUGGCAUACGAAGAGCUACGACGGCUUUCAUCGCCAGUUAAGGCACCCGGGAUAUUUUAUGCUUGCGAUUUAGAACUACGAGGAGCCCAGCGCGAACGUCGUAAAUCGUAUAUCGUCAUGCAAUAUAUCCCAGGUAAAACGGCGGAUGAAUGGCUGAAGAAUAUUGAGGAUCUUGCUAGAGCGGAUUCUAUAUAUUCCCAUAUUGCCUUUGCUCUUUCCGAACUCCACCGCAUCCCUGUCCCGCCUGGGUCUCGCCCAGCUGCGAUCAAUGGAGGAAAGAUUCGACAUUCCCUUUUCGAUGACCAGGAUGCUCCACGCCACUACCAGGAUGUUGAACAAUUAGAGGACCACCUCAACCAGUUUCUCACAAUCACAAAGAAAAAGGAUCGAGUCGAGGGGCCGUCGCGCGAACCCCUAGUCUACGGUUAUUCAGACGUGUGGCUCGAAAACUUCAUAAUCAGUGAAAGCGGCGACAUUGCCGUCAUUGAUUUCUCCGAUACGAGCAUCCUCCCGUCUAGUUUCUCCAGGUUCGUCCUCUCAGGUGCGCAGUCCAAGAUUAAACGCGACAUCAGCGGCCUAGUGCAGGUCCCCACGACCGACGGCGUCGAUAACACUCUCGCGCUGCGUGCUGCCGCCGGGCCUAUGGUGAUGGGCCCGAGUUCAUUUGCGUCCUUGGGUCGAAAAAUGCUUGGAGGGGACGUCGAGACACAGGAGAGCUUUGACCAGUAG
Molecule: messenger RNA, 942 nt
Organism: Scedosporium apiospermum
Lineage: Eukaryota; Fungi; Ascomycota; Sordariomycetes; Microascales; Microascaceae
Exons: 2
Coding region: 1-942 (313 amino acids)
Source: RefSeq, a predicted model, not a curated record